CUAUAAAUAACAAUAGGCUUAUGAUCCAAUAGCAUAUCACACAAGUCUUUAGAUACUUCCCUUUUUAGCUUUCAUCUAUCAUUGGUGUAAUGAUGAUGAUGCAUAAAACGUUCAUGCGCUUCUUGAUUCCUUUGUUGGUUCUUGCCACUUUCUGUUUGGCUAAUUCUGCUAUAGCAACAUCUCAAGUUUCAGAGAAUGAAGCAAAGCUUGGAGAGCAAGAAUUGGCAAAGACAAACCCAGAAGUUCAUAAUGAAGAAGAAAAAUUCCUUUUCCAUCAUCAUAAGUCACUCUUCAAGAAACAUAUUCCAAUUGUGAAACCUAUUCCAGUGUAUAAGCCUAUUCCAAAACCAAUUCCAAUCGUAAAGCCUAUUUAUAAGCCAGUUCCUAUUUAUAAACCAAUUCCAAAACCCGUAAUAGUGAAAAAGCCGGUCCCUAUUCCAGUAUUCAAGCCGGUUCCAAAGCCAAUUCCAAUUGUUAAGCCUAUUCCGGUUUUUAAACCUAUUCCAAAACCAAUUCCAAUUGUUAAACCUAUUUAUAAGCCGGUUCCCAUAUAUAAGCCAAUUCCAAAACCAAUAUUUGUUAAACCAUACCCUAAAAAACCUUAUUUUCCUCCACAGAAUAGUCCUUAAGUUAUUGAAACAGAAGAAAAGUGAAAUUAUAUAUUAAUUAAUUAAAUAUCAUGAAUUCAAAAAACCCUUUCUCUCACCAUUACCAUUUCACAAGGCAAUUCCAACUCCAUUUUAUUAGAUGAUGAUAAGGCUCAUAAUAUCUACAGGCCCAAAAAUAAUCUCUUGUGCUUAAUGUUAUUUCUAAUGAAUGUCUAAUAUUUAUAAUCAUGCGUGUCCAAGUAUCUCCACUUCAAGUUAUGUCUUAAGAAUUCUUAUUGAAUGUAGUUUACCGAAAUAUAUAUAGUAAUAUAGUUCCGUUAUUAAUUACCACAAGUUGGCAGUAUUUUCAUUGUAAAUUGAAUAAUUAAUCAUCAAUCAGGAUGGUAACAAUGAUCUCUUAGUUGUCUGUUAAA
Molecule: messenger RNA, 1021 nt
Organism: Arachis stenosperma
Lineage: Eukaryota; Viridiplantae; Streptophyta; Magnoliopsida; Fabales; Fabaceae
Product: proline-rich protein 2-like
Exons: 2
Coding region: 90-629 (179 amino acids)
Source: RefSeq, a predicted model, not a curated record